AACUUUAAAUGGAGGCCAAUUGAAAAGUUGCUUAGAAUUAGUAAUUCUAUAACAUACUAAAAGUUAACUUAAAGGACCGGUAACGUCAAUUGGUUUUUUUCUUUUUUUAAAAAGAUUUGUAUAGAACGAAAAAAAAACCACCAAGACAUAUGUAACUUUAAAGUCUUUAUUAAAAAAUAACUCACUGUAACUCCGCUUGCGCACCUCUUCGUGCGGCGCUCAAUUUCUUAUCCCUUCCUUUUAUAGGCGAUAGCCAGGGAAACGAACGCCGCAUGAUGGAUUGUCGCCUUUUUUGAAGAGGAGCGCAAAUGGCGCUUCGACAAUUUCCGACCAUGUCCUCCCUGUCCAGCUACGCCCUGCGUAUGUCUCGUUUGAGCGCCAGGAUCUUCGGGGAGGUGGUGAGGCCGACGGACCAGCGGUCGAUGAAAGUGGUGAAGAUGUUUAGUGAACCGCCCCUAGCGAAAAAGAAAGAGGUGUACGACUGGUACCCCCCACACAAUACUUACGUCUCCUUGAUGAGGAACCUGCGAUACCUCGGCCUCUACAGGGAUGAGCAUGAGGAUUUCAAAGAGGAAAUGAGACGUCUGAGAAAACUGCGGGGUAAAGGCACCCCCAAAAAGGGCGAAGGGAAGAGGGCAAUGAAAAAGAAAUGAGUUCAUUGGCUCUGCAUGGGCAGAUUCCCUGUUUGGUGGAAUGGACUAUUAACCUGCUCUCGAUGAACCCUCUUACAUGUGACUUGUCAGAGCCAGUCUAUUAGAUCAACAGUAAAUACUUAUGUUCUUGUUUUCUAAGGCUCUGUCUACCAACUAGGGGUUUGCAAAUGUGCUGCACUUCAAUCUGCAGUCGCCGACCCCCAAAGUCAUAGGCCUGUCCUUGUGACCAAUCAGAUUGGGCAUCCCUCUUCAAAGGGGUGUUUCACCUUUAAGUUAACUUCUAGUAUGUUAUAUGACUCAUUCUAAGCAACUUUUCAAUUGGACUUCAUUUUUUCUUUUUUAUAGUUUUUGAAUUAUUUGCCUUCUUCUUCCUAUGACUCUUUCUAGCUUUCAAAGACGGGGUCACUGACCCCAUCUAAAAAAAACAAAUGCUCUGUAAGGCUGCACAUUUACUGUUAUUGCUACUUUUUAUUAAUCAUCUUUCUAUUCAGGUCUCUCCUAUUCAUAUUCCAGUCUCUUAUUCAAAUCAGUGCAUGGUUGCUAGGGGAAUCUAGACCCUAGCAACCAGACGGUUGACAUUGCAAACUGGAGAGCUGCUGAAUAAAAAGUUAAAUAACAAAAAAACACAAAUAAUAAAAAAUUAAAACCAA
Molecule: messenger RNA, 1303 nt
Organism: Xenopus laevis (African clawed frog)
Lineage: Eukaryota; Metazoa; Chordata; Amphibia; Anura; Pipidae
Gene: mrps33.L
Product: mitochondrial ribosomal protein S33 L homeolog
Cellular component (GO): mitochondrion
Source: RefSeq, marked provisional